AAGCGAGCGGGGCUGCGGCGCGGGUGCGGGGUGCGGCGGUCCGCGGGGCAGGCCCCCGCGCUUUAAAAGAAUGCCCGCGGCGCCCGCGCGACCAUGCAAUGGCGAGCGCUCGUCCUGGGGCUGGUGCUCCUGCGGCUCGGCCUCCACGGAGUGCUGUGGCUCGUCUUCGGGCUGGGGCCCAGCAUGGGCUUCUACCAGCGGUUUCCGCUCAGCUUCGGCUUCCAGCGCCUGAGGGCCCCCGACGGCCCCGCGUCGCCCGCCCUGGGGCCCGCCGGCCGGCCCGGGACGCCCGGGGGCCCGUCGGGGCCGUCGUGGCUGCAGCCUCCGGGCCCCGGGGCGGCGGCAGCGGCGGCGGCGGCGGCGGCGGGGCGGCGGCGGGGGCGGCGGCCGGAGCCGGCGGUGUGCGGCCCGGCGCACUGGGGCUACGUGCUGGGCAGCCGCGGCCGCGGCCCGGACGAGUACGAGCGGCGCUACAGCGGCGCCUUCCCGCCGCAGCUGCGCGCCCAGAUGCGCGACCUGGCGCGGGGCAUGUUCGUCUUCGGCUACGACAACUACAUGGCGCACGCCUUCCCCCAGGACGAGCUCAACCCCAUCCACUGCCGCGGCCGGGGGCCUGACCGCGGGGACCCUUCAAAUCUGAACAUCAAUGAUGUCCUAGGGAAUUAUUCAUUGACUCUUGUUGAUGCGUUGGAUACUCUUGCAAUAAUGGGAAAUUCAUCUGAGUUCCAGAAAGCAGUCAAGUUAGUGAUCAACACAGUUUCAUUUGACAAAGAUUCCACCGUCCAAGUCUUUGAGGCCACAAUAAGGGUCCUAGGAAGCCUCCUUUCUGCCCACAGAAUAAUAACUGACUCCAAGCAGCCCUUUGGUGACAUGACAAUUAAGGAUUAUGAUAACGAAUUGUUGCACAUGGCUCACGAUCUGGCUGUGCGCCUCCUCCCUGCCUUUGAAAACACCAAGACAGGGAUCCCCUAUCCUCGGGUGAAUCUAAAGACAGGUGUUCCUCCUGACAGCAAUAAUGAGACGUGCACAGCAGGAGCUGGUUCCCUCCUGGUGGAAUUUGGGAUCCUGAGCCGACUUCUAGGGGACUCUACAUUUGAGUGGGUGGCCAGACGUGCUGUGAAAGCCCUUUGGAACCUGCGGAGCAAUGAUACGGGAUUAUUAGGCAACGUGGUGAACAUUCAGACAGGCCGCUGGGUUGGCAAGCAGAGUGGCUUGGGCGCCGGCCUGGACUCCUUCUAUGAAUACCUCUUGAAAUCUUACAUUCUCUUUGGAGAAAAGGAAGACCUAGAAAUGUUUAAUGCAGCAUACCGAAGUAUUCAGAACUACCUGAGAAGAGGUCGGGAAGCCUGUAACGAAGGAGAAGGAGACCCCCCGCUGUAUGUCAAUGUGAACAUGUUCAGUGGGCAGCUGAUGAACACUUGGAUCGACUCUCUGCAGGCCUUCUUCCCCGGGCUGCAGGUUCUGAUAGGAGAUGUGGAAGAUGCCAUCUGCCUCCAUGCCUUUUACUACGCCAUCUGGAAACGCUACGGGGCCCUCCCUGAGAGGUAUAACUGGCAGCUCCAGGCCCCCGAUGUGCUCUUCUACCCGCUGAGACCAGAGCUAGUGGAGUCUACGUAUCUCCUCUACCAGGCAACCAAGAAUCCCUUCUACCUCCAUGUAGGAAUGGAUAUUCUGCAGAGUCUGGAAAAGUACACAAAAGUCAAGUGUGGGUAUGCUACAUUGCAUCAUGUCAUAGACAAAUCCAAAGAGGACCGGAUGGAGAGCUUCUUUCUCAGUGAGACCUGUAAAUACUUGUAUCUGCUAUUUGAUGAGGAGAAUCCAGUCCACAAAUCUGGAACCAAAUACAUGUUUACAACCGAGGGACACAUUGUAUCUGUGGACAAACAUCUUCGGGAAUCUCCCUGGAAGGAAUUCUUUUCUGAAGAGGGAGGGCAGGACCCAGAGGGGAAGUCUGUGCACAGGCCUAAAUCACCCGAGAUAAAAGUCAUCAACUCCAGCUCCAAUUGCAAUCGUGUUCCUGACGAGAGGAGAUACUCCCUGCCCUUAAAGAGCAUCUAUAUGCGACAGAUUGACCAGAUGGUUGGCUUGAUUUGAUCUACUCUCCUCUGUGUGGCCUCAUCUGAUACAGGAUGUAAACAGCUGAACCCGCGCCGUGCAGAGAUCCAGUCUGAGACAGAAGAGGAUGGAAGUCUGGCCAUCUGCAAUGAUGUAGGAAUUUCUGUCCCACUCCUCACACACACCUAACAGAAUCUUGCAUAUAUUAGUGUUUCUUUUCUGUUCAAUAAAAUGCCCUGUUUUUCUUAAGGAUAUAAUUUAAAGUAAGAAGGUACAUAGAGAUUGGCUUCUUAUGACAUGCUGGUUUUAUAAGCACAGUGUGGAUGAGGCAUCUUUGAGUGGAUCUUCAUAGCUUCACACUUUGGAAUCCAACCAGUGUGUUCCUGUCUCCGGCACUUGCUGUGACUGCAGUAUUGCUACCUCUCUGUUAGAGGACUGUGAACGAAAUUUCUGUGCGAAGGGCCUGAGGUUCAUCCCUAUUUAUUGCAUUUUGUUUUCCUUUCUCUCUCUCAUUAAACAAUUGGCUCUCCCUCCA
Messenger RNA from Nyctereutes procyonoides (raccoon dog), 2590 nucleotides. RefSeq names its product ER degradation enhancing alpha-mannosidase like protein 1 (gene EDEM1). Gene Ontology annotation, cellular component: membrane; endoplasmic reticulum. Gene Ontology annotation, molecular function: mannosyl-oligosaccharide 1,2-alpha-mannosidase activity; calcium ion binding. Lineage: Eukaryota; Metazoa; Chordata; Mammalia; Carnivora; Canidae. The coding region runs from base 94 to 2094 and encodes 666 amino acids. The transcript is spliced from 12 exons. The record is from RefSeq and is a predicted model, not a curated record. Gene Ontology annotation, biological process: mannose trimming involved in glycoprotein ERAD pathway; endoplasmic reticulum mannose trimming; carbohydrate metabolic process.